Molecule: messenger RNA, 4421 nt
Organism: Anopheles bellator
Lineage: Eukaryota; Metazoa; Arthropoda; Insecta; Diptera; Culicidae
Gene: atl
Product: atlastin
Exons: 7
Coding region: 251-1879 (542 amino acids)
Biological process (GO): protein homooligomerization; endoplasmic reticulum organization
Molecular function (GO): GTP binding; GTPase activity
Source: RefSeq, a predicted model, not a curated record
UCUACGAAGAACGGGAUAGUGUGUAUAAUUUUUAUCGUACGUGUGAUACCAUCGCGCCCAGUUUGCAGUUUUAAAUGACGGACUAUAUUUGAACUGCAAGCGCAGUCAGUGGACCAUACAAAGUAGUGUUUAAUUAGCCCCGUUACGACCGGCGUCGAAAGAAGGAAACACAACACACCGCGUGAAAGUUGCGAACGAACGGCGACGACGACAAGGAUCAUUGGAUCACAAGGCAGCCAAUUCAGACAAAAUGGAAGUCGAAGCCCGACCUGUGCAGGUGGUGGAGACGGGUGAAGAUCACAGCUUCGUGCUGAACGAGGAAGCCCUGUCAGAGAUCCUGAUGCAGCCCAGCGUUAAGGACCGAGCGAUCGUGGUGGUGUCCGUGGCUGGCGCCUUCCGAAAGGGUAAAAGUUUUCUACUCGACUUCUUUCUGCGCUACAUGUACGCUAAGUAUGUGCAUAAACAGAGUGUUUUGGAAUGGUUGGGCGAUGAAGACGAGCCACUGUCCGGGUUCUCGUGGCGUGGUGGCAGUGAACGCGACACUACCGGUAUUCUGAUGUGGUCCGACAUUUUCCUGCACGACAGAGCGAACGGCGAAAAGCUAGCGAUCAUACUAAUGGACACACAGGGCGCGUUCGACAGUCAGAGCACGGUGAGGGACUGUGCGACCGUCUUUGCCCUGAGCACAAUGCUCUCGUCCGUGCAGAUCUACAACCUGUCACAAAACAUCCAAGAAGAUGACCUACAGCACUUGCAGCUUUUCACAGAAUAUGGCCGCCUGGCGCUGGCCGAUUCGGGCAAAAAACCGUUUCAGCGAUUGCAGUUUCUUGUGCGGGACUGGAGUUUUCCAUAUGAGGCCGAGUAUGGGGCGCAAGGAGGCCAGGUGAUCCUGCAACGAAGGCUUGAAGUGUCGGACCGGCAGCACCCGGAGUUGCAGUCACUGCGGCGACACAUUACCUCUUGUUUCACCGAGAUCGCCUGCUUCCUGAUGCCACACCCCGGACUCACGGUCGCAAUCAAUCCCAGUUUCGAUGGGCGUUUGUCAGACAUUACGCCCGAGUUUAAGCAAAGCCUCCGGGAACUGGUGCCGAUGCUGCUCGGGCCGCACAAUUUGAUCGUGAAAGAAAUCAACGGACAGAAGGUAAAAGCGCGCGAUCUAGUGCAAUACUUCAAAUCGUACAUGGCGAUCUACAAGGGCAACGAACUGCCGGAACCGAAGAGCAUGCUGGUGGCAACGGCCGAAGCGAACAACCUAACGGCGGUGGCGGCCGCCAAAGAGAUCUACACUCAGCUCAUGGAAGAUGUUUGCGGUGGUACCAAACCGUACCUCAGUACGGGCCAUCUGGACUCGGAACACAGUCGUAUCAAGGAGAAAGCAAUGCAUCAGUUUUCCUCGAAGCGAAAAAUGGGCGGCGAAGAAUUUUCGGAAAAGUACCGCGAAAAGCUGGAACAAGAUUUGGACGUCACGUUCGAGACGUUCCGGGCGCACAAUGAGAGCAAAAAUAUCUUCAAAGCAGCCCGGACACCGGCCGUCUACUUUGCCAUCGCCGUGGUCAUGUACAUCCUGAGCGGCAUCUUCGGCCUAGUGGGGCUCUACACGUUUGCCAACUUUGCCAAUCUCAUCAUGGGUGUUGCACUGCUCACCCUCGCGACCUGGGCCUACAUCAGGUACAGCGGCGAGCUGGGUGAUUUCGGUGUACGGUUAGACGAGAUAGCGAGCAUGCUGUGGGAAAAUAUUAUGAAACCGAUCUAUCAAUCGUGUAUGGAGAAGGGUAUCCAGCACGUAGCAACUCACGCAACGGAAUACGCUAUUAGCGGUGGCACUGCGUCAGGCAAUUCCGGAAGACGCCAGCUAAACGGCAAAGUUAAGCACUCUUGAGAGUACGCUUUAUUGACUGUAAGUCGUCGUUCUGCGAGCAUCGUCGGCAGCGACGGGAGGAGCAUGCUUUCGAACCGCUGGAUGCCACCAUCAUCAUCAUUCGGCUGGCUUCGGGAAACAACACGAUCGUGGUGGUCCCCUACAUCCUGGUGGACUUGCGACGAGGACAAAGAAAGAGCUAUCGCCGCUAACACCAGAUCCCAUUAUGACAUUACAAUUGGAGUAUCGACGAUCGCAGCAGAAGACAGGGAUUACAACAGCCAGCAGUGGCCACUACCCACCACCACCAACAGCCAUGGGUCAGUUUCGUCCUGUAUUGCAUCAAAGUACCGCAGUUGGACUGCGACGGGCACUAGUAACAAACGAAUCGCAUACAACAGUAGCAUAAAGUCGGAAUUUUUUCACGAAGCUGAACGCCAGCAUCGAUACCGCAACGACGCUAGCAGCAAUGGGGCGUUCGUUACAAACGAUAGCAUCACUAGGUUUAGUAAAUUUAUCAAUAUCAUUAAGGACACCUUCAGCAGCAGCAGCAGCAACAACUACGAACCGCUAAUCGAGCAGCACCACGGUAAUACUAUAAGCAGCAGCAGCAUUGGCGGCAAUAGUAGCACACGCCCUCUGGUAAUAAGAUCAUCUCCCGGCAUACCCAAAACAACAUACAGAGCACGUUCGUCGGAUCAGUUCGGUUUUGCGGUUCCGUCCGCAUUUAGGAUUCAUAAGCGGUUUUUGUAAAUGCUAAUAAUCAGAUGCUGUUGUAUGGUGCGGGCACGGUGAGCUCAUUGCCAAUCCUGUUGUGGACUUUCGACCUUUCUCUCUCGGUCUUUUUUUUAUAUAUCCCUCACUUGUGCUCGUAUUUUGAGGAUCUGCAUUUUUGACGUAGCAACAUACAAUGUUAUCUUUGCAAUAUUUUCUCAUUUUUCGAGCAAAGUUUGAGCAUUUUGAAUCCAUUUUUGUUGUAUUGCAGCCAAGAGAAGAUGGGGUUUCUUUGUUGUAAAAACUGUGUUGAUGUUAGACCCGUUUUGCUUUGUGUUAGAAAAAGGAACUUCUUUGUAACUUAGUCUCGAAAAUUUUGAUGUUUUUCACAUGUAAUUGUAUAAACUGAACCGAACUUGUUGAAAAUUGAACAAAGAUAAUGAAAAAGCUAUUAAGUGGUAGUACCAGACACACACACAGCAUCACAAACGAUCAGAAAAUGUGCCAAAGGGAAAAGAACUUUAUCACAAGCGAAAAAAAAUACCGCGGAGGUUCGCAAAAUCGAGAGACACCGCAAAGGAAGGAGAGGGUACAAUCCGUUAACUUUUGUAAUUGUUUUGAAUGACAUCUAUUUUUAUUCAUCAUGUUGCAAGGUUCAGCCCGUUGCGGCGCAGUUGUCUAGUUCCAACCCACACACGGAUUAGUUCUUGCAUACCGGGGGUACCUUUGCUGCCUAAACGCAUUAUUUCUUGCCAAUUUUGUGCUUCUCUCCAGCCCUGGCUUUAGCGAACUGCACGAAACAUCAUAAAACUUGGCUUACCGCCUGCAAAUGACCAACUGUGCAAAUACAAUUGAGAACAGGACCCGUCUCGUGACGUUAAACCGAAGCAGAAAAGAAAAAUUGAAUAACGGACCGAGCACAUCUCGCCCCAGAUAUCGCCAUCGCCAUUCAAACGAAUUGAUUAUGUUUUUGAUAGGAUAUGUUUUCAUUUGUAUGUUUUUUUGUAUCUUGUUAUAUGUGUACGAUUAUCCUGUAGGGUGCAAAGCAAAAAUUUACGAGUACUUGUACAUACAUAUAAAUACUGCUGUAUCAUGUCGGACGAUCGAAAAGAAGGAAAGAACCAACAAAUGGAAGUGCUGUUUAAACAUGUUUACGUUUUCUACUUUUAUUGACGAUCCAGAUCCCAACGUUGAAUGUUUGUCGUCGUCGUUGUUCCGUCGUAUUUCCCCUUUUUGUGUUUUUAAACCGUAUUUUAAUCCAUCUUUACAUGUGAUUCCGACUUCUUGCGAUGCAACUUACACUCUUUCGCACCUUUGUGUCGCGUACAGAAGCGGCUCUUAUUGAGGCGAGGUUAUGCUGUCGCUAGUGAAUAGCAAUAUAAUGAAGAAUCAUAGCUAUUCCACCGUGAUUGGAAGAAUGUUGUCGAUGCGCGUAACUUUGAGUUUAGUAGUACAUCCGUAGGCUAGAAAAACCGAAUUACGAAAUUACUAGCAGCAACAAAUGAAAGCUAAAUAAAAACUGACACAACCAUUCAAAGCUUUGAUAUCCAUGUCUUUUAAAACAUUCAAUUUUCGGUGUCGCCUGAAAUACUAAACAAAAUACACCUUCGAGUGAUGUCAUGUUCUCUAUCAUCCGUUUUUCGAUAGACUCACCAAAACCAAUUACCUGCCGUCUGUUAAACGUGUUCAAACUUACAAAACGUGCCGCAAGCGAUCUGUUCAGUUCAAGCAGGGCACCGAAUUCGAUCGCUGGUUAUACUAAAAGCUCAAGUCAACACUCUUCAACGGACAAACCAAGUGGAAAAAAUAAACUGUGCUAUGUGUGAAGAUUUAAUAAAUUGAUGUACAU